UGGAACACACACACUACUGCGACUGCUAGUGCUCUGGUCUUACAUUCGACGAACUGAUCGAUAUUCGAUACGACGUCUCCUCCUACCUGGAGCUUGGGAAAAAUGGAGAGCGACUGCCAGUUCUUGGUGGCGCCGCCGCAGCCGCACAUGUACUACGACACGGCGGCGGCGGCGGUGGACGAGGCGCAGUUCUUGCGGCAGAUGGUGGCCGCGGCGGAUCACCACGCGGCCGCCGCUGGGAGAGGAGGCGGCGACGGCGACGGCGGCGGCGGCGGCGGCGGUGGCGGGGAGAGGAAGCGGCGGUUCACGGAGGAGCAGGUGCGGUCGCUGGAGACGACGUUCCACGCGCGGCGGGCCAAGCUGGAGCCGCGGGAGAAGGCGGAGCUGGCGCGGGAGCUCGGGCUGCAGCCGCGCCAGGUGGCCAUCUGGUUCCAGAACAAGCGCGCCCGGUGGCGCUCCAAGCAGAUCGAGCACGACUACGCCGCGCUCCGCGCCCAGUACGACGCCCUCCACGCCCGCGUCGAGUCGCUCAGGCAGGAGAAGCUCGCCCUCGCAGACCAGGUGGAUGAGCUGAGGGGGAAGCUGAACGAGCGGCAAGACCAGAGCGGCAGCUGCGACGGCGGCGGCGCCGAAGGGGACGACGACGACAAGAGGAAUAGCGUGAUGAACGCGAGCAGCAGCGGCCUCGUGGAGGAGGACUACGUGAGCUGCCUCGCGGUGCCGGUGGUGGACGUCUCGGAGGACGGCUCGGCGGCGUGCGGCGGGUCGUCGUACGAGUACGACCAUCACCUAGACUACUUGGGCGGCGGCCAGCUGCCCGAUCCGUUCUGCGGCAUGCCGGAUCUGUGGGAGAUAUGGCCAAUGGUGGAAUGGAACGCAGUAGCAUGAUCAUGCUAAUCAAUCAGCGUAGCAUACAGUAUAUAAAUAUAUAUGUGUAUGAGUACGUGUUGUAUUGGGUCUAUAUAGAUAUUUUGCUGCUGUUGCUGCUGCUGGCUUGUGCAGUCAGUUGGUCCGGAGAGAUCGACUAGAGCCGCGGCGCUCGUAAGCUAGACGGGAGAGCAGAUUAGAGAUGGAGGAUGCAACCGGCCGGCCGGCAAACCAUGCAACAAUGCAAAUCCACACAUGCAUUGCGUUGCACAGAUAGAAAUCCUCCGGCCGGUCGAUCGCCGAGUCUUGCUGCUUGUUAUGCUAGGAUGCUACAUUAAUUAUUCAUGUUCGUGAAUCUGGCUCCCCUGCCUCGGAGCCCGUUCGUGCACAUAUGUGAAACAUAUAUAUCAACGCUGCGCAUGUGUGCCAUGCCCAUGCGCAUGCCGGCGCUUGUCGUCCAUGCUUUGAA
Molecule: messenger RNA, 1336 nt
Organism: Oryza sativa Japonica Group (Japanese rice)
Lineage: Eukaryota; Viridiplantae; Streptophyta; Magnoliopsida; Poales; Poaceae
Source: RefSeq, a predicted model, not a curated record